AUGUAUCAUAAUCAGCCUCAGCCUCAGCCUCAGCAUUCGCAUCUGGCGGCGUAUCGUUAUGGUUGAGAUACAAAAGCCGCAUUCGGCAUUGAAGCGACCAUCGCUCAAACGUGAAACGGUCGUUGUAAACAACAGCAGUGCCCCAACCAUCAAGAAGGUGACUCUGGUGCCCAAGGAUGAGGAGCUGGUGGCAAUAUCGCCCGAACGUCGAAAUUGGCGUGGAAUAUUCAUAGCCCUCCUGGUAAUCGCUGCCGUCUUUAGCCUGAUCAUAUUCUCAAUAUUUCUGCUAUCGCCGGAGGAUGAGGGCCUCAGGAUCCGCGGUCGUCGCAUGCUACCCAGCGAUAUACUCGGCAAGAGCCUGCAGUGGAAGCCCUUCAAUGGCACUUGGAGUAAUGAGCAUGAACUCAUUUAUCGCGAUCCAACGGGCGGUCUGUCCAUACUCAACAUGGCAGAUCUCACCACACGCAUUCUAAUGACAAAUUCGACAUUUCGGCAAUUGAAUGCAGAAUCGUUUCUUGUGGCACCGGACCAGAAAUAUGUGCUCCUGCAGUCGGACAGCAACUCAGAGGGUUCCAGACAUCACGUGUAUGAGGUACAAACGGCCAACACAUUUCCCUUGGGACCAACAGAGAACAUUGCCGAAGCGCCGCGUCUCCAGCAUGUCGUGUGGGCACCCAUCAAUCCACCUCCGCCAUCAUCUGCAGCUUCAGCAGCCACAACAUCCACCAUGGCACCGCUGCCCAGUGGCAGCAUCAUUCUGAAUAGCCUGGCCGGUGCGGCGGCAGCCGGUGGCAAGACAACAACACCGCCAACACCGGGCUCAAGCUCAGGUGGCAAUGGGGCUGGCAGUGGCGUUUACACGCUCAAUCAGGCCAUUGCCUUUGUGCACCACAACGACAUCUACUACAAGCCAAAGGUGCAGGGCGAGCUGGUCUGCCGCAUCACACAGACGGGCAUGGGUGGAGUUUUCUUUAACGGCGUGCCCGACUGGACGUACGAGCAUGUCCCAGAGCUGGAUAGCCGACGGAGCGGCAUGGCCUUCUCGCCAGAUGGCCUCUUCCUCGCAUUUCUCAGCUACAAUGACAGCGAUGUCAACGAGUACAAGUACACCUGGAUGGGCGAUGACAUCAAGUAUCCGGCCGUGUUGAGCCAACGGUAUCCAAAGACUGGUGCCAGGAAUCCCAAUGUCACCGUCAACGUGGUGAAUCUAUCGGUGAUCAAGUAUAUAUUUCCGACGCAAAUCAAACUGCCAGCGGAUCUGGCUAACGGCAGCUAUGUGGGUGGAUUGACAUGGGCCUCGCCCAUCGAUCUCUCGGUGACGGUGACGAAUCGCGACCAAACGAAGGCCACCACUGUCAUAUGUCGGGCUCCGAGCUUCCACUGCCAGGUGGUGCACACGGAGGUGACCAUCAACGAUGGCUGGGUGCUGCCCGCCGAGCGGCCCAUUUUCUCCGCCCGCAUAGCUGCACAGAUGCGACAGGGACAGGGCCAGGGCCAGCGGCAGUUCCAGUUCCAGUUGCAGCUCCAGUUGCAGGAGUCGGCAACGAUGUCGGCCAUGGGCAGCAACGAUUCGCUGGCGAACAAUGUGAGCAAUGGGCAAACCACCUACGAGAUCACCAAUGGUGGCUACCUGCUGAAGCGGCUCCCAGUGCGGGAUGGGGAGCACGGACACUACCGGCAUGUGGUGUUCAUCUCAUCGCUGGACCGGCGGCCAGUGCCCCUGACCAUGGGUCGCUUUGAGGUAACCGAAAUAGUCGGCUGGGACGAGCCGCGCGAGAUUGUCUACUUUAUGGCAGCGCCUGAGAAGCGGCCGGGCGAGCGGCAUCUCUACAAGAUCAGCCUCAAGCUGAAUGUCACCGAAUCGAAUCGCACGUACAUCACCUCCACACAGCCCACAUGCCUGACGUGCGACAACACGGAGGCCACCUACCGCCUGCACCGGGCCAAUCCCUCGAAGAUGCCAACGCGUGGCGACAGCUGGGAGGACAUUGUGGCCCGACUCGAGCCGGACGACUGCAUCUACGACAUACCCAAGAACUGUCUCUACAAUCGGGUGCAGUUCAGCGGCGACUACAGCUACUACGUGCAGGAGUGCCUCGGCCCAGAGGCGCCCAGCGUCUACCUGGUGGAGACGGCCAGCAAUGACAAGAUCUUUGUGCUCAACGCUGGGGAUGUGCUCAGGCAUCGCCUCUCCCAGCUGGCCAUACCACAGAUGCGGACAUUCAGUGUGGAGAUUCGCCAUGGCUUCCAUGCCCAGGUGCGACUCUUUCUGCCGCCAGGCAUGCGCGAGGAGGAGGAGGUUGCCUUCCCCCUGGUGCUGCAUGUGGAUGCCUCACCUGGGUCACAGUUGGUCACCGAACGCUUUCACAUUGACUGGAAUUGGUACUUGUCCAGCCAGCGGAGCUUCAUUGUGGCACAAAUCGAUGGACGCGGCAGUGGCUUCCAGGGCGAACUGCUGCGCACUCAGGUGCAUGGCAAAUUGGGCACCGUCGAGGUUGAGGAUCAACUGGGUGUACUCACAUACUUGCGUGACAAUCUGAAGUUCAUUGAUCCCUUGAGAAUCUGCGCCUUUGGCUGGGGCUAUGGCGGCUAUGCAUCGGCCAUGAUGCUCAUAGAUGACUCCCAGCAGGUGCUCCAGUGUGCGGUGUCCAUCAAUCCCAUUGUGAACUUUGGAUUCCACUAUUCGUUCUUUACGGAACGUUAUAUACCCUUGAAGGGCGACUAUCUGCGGGCACUGCAGGAGGCGGAUCUCACCAUGAAGGCGGGCAACAUAAAGGGACGAAAUCUGAUGCUGAUGCAUGGCACCGCGGAUACUUUGGUGCAUCAGGAGCACACGCUGAUGCUGGUGCGGGCACUGGUCGAUCAGCAGGUCAAGUUCCGGCAUCAGGUGUAUCCGGAUGAGGAUCAUGCGAUCGGCAGAUCGCUCAGUCAUGUGUACAAGACCAUGGAAUGGUAUUUCGAUGAGUGCUUCGGGCCCGUCGACGACAACGAGUGGGACCCCACGGGUCUGUUUGUGUUCAAACAAUAAUUAAGACCCCCCUACGAUCCUUACGACGAGGAUCCGCUGGCCAAUCAGCUAAGCGACAUCGACAUUGAUCCCGAUCGCGGCAGCAGCAGCAGCAGCAGCAGCAGCAGCAGCGGCAGCAACCUCAGCACCCUCAUCACGGCCACCACCACCAGUGCGUCGCUCUCCGCUCUCGACGAGCUGGACAACAGCCUUCUGGUGCUCGAUCUCAUGACCUCCUCAAG
Molecule: messenger RNA, 3249 nt
Organism: Drosophila guanche
Lineage: Eukaryota; Metazoa; Arthropoda; Insecta; Diptera; Drosophilidae
Product: dipeptidyl aminopeptidase-like protein 6
Exons: 9
Coding region: 59-3028 (989 amino acids)
Biological process (GO): proteolysis
Molecular function (GO): serine-type peptidase activity; dipeptidyl-peptidase activity
Source: RefSeq, a predicted model, not a curated record